GUCGGUGGCAGAAAAAGUCAGUGUAUAAAUAUUCCGGGGAGUUGAGCUUUUAGUAUUAUACCUGAACUAGCAGUGAAGGAAUUAACAACCCAAACCAAAAUGAACUCCAUGGUUAUUGUUUUCUUUUUGGCUUUGUCCACCGCUUACGCUUCAGUACUCCCAUUAGGAGUAGGAUUAGCAGGUCCUGGAAACCCAGGUGCUCUUCUUAAAGGACCAGCUGCUCAAGCCACCCUUCAUGGUCCAGAUGGCAGCGUAAUCGUUGGUGCUGCUGAUGCUGGGGCUUUAGCUGCUGCUCCAAUUCCCGGAGGUCAUGUCGCCGCUGCUGUUGCCCCAGGAGUUGUCGCCGCUCCCAUUAUUGCCCCAGCUCCCAUCCUCGCUGCCCCCAUCAUCGCCAAACCAGUUAUUCCUUCUGGUUCAAUCAGCGUUGGAUUAGGAGGAGCUGUCAUUGCUGGACCAUCUGGAUCUGUCGCUACCAAUAAUGGACUCGGUUUAGGACAUGGACUCGGUUUAGGACAUGGAGUCGGAUUAGGACAUGGACUCGGUUUGGGAUUAGGAGUUGGUCAUGGGUUAGGUUUGGGAGUUGGCCAUGGACUCUAUUAAAAGGGAAAAUGAUCAGACGAUGGAGAUUUUGUGAUAAUUCAUAAACGAGCGGAAUAAUGACCAUGAUGUUACAUUUUGUGUAAAUAAAGAAAAUAUUUAAGCUUA
This is a messenger RNA of Onthophagus taurus, 705 nucleotides long. RefSeq names its product cuticle protein 65-like. The record is from RefSeq and is a predicted model, not a curated record. NCBI's taxonomy places the organism in Eukaryota, Metazoa, Arthropoda, Insecta, Coleoptera, Scarabaeidae.